AUGGCUUCGAGUGGAUGGAGAACCUUUUUAUUUUUGUUCAUAAUCAACACUACAAAAGUUCAACCUCACUCUUUCGAUUACCCAAACUUCAAUUCAUCUUAUGCAAAGCAACUAAAGUUGGAAGGUAAUGCUUCCACCUCAGGUUCUGCUAUCCAACUCACAGUGAACGCAACGGAUCCAAAGAACAACGGAUCUGGGACAGUAGGAAGAGUGACAUAUCCAGAGGAGAUAAAUCUUUGGGACAAGAGUUCAAAUGAACUAAAAGACUUCAUUACCAACUUUUCCUUUGUUGUUUCCUCAAAUCAGAGUACCUAUGGAGAUGGUUUGGCAUUCUUCCUUGCAAGCCCAAAUCUUCCAUCCACAGACGAUGAAAACCUAAGAGGGGGAGGCCUUGGUAUAGGGCUUGUUGCUGGCACAGAAAAUCUCAUUGAGGCUGAUUAUCAAUUUGUGGCAGUGGAGUUUGACACCUACUCAGACAACUGGGACCCAGAUGGCGCUCAUGUAGGUGUAAAUAUCAAUGCUAUGAAGUCUGAUAUAUUCGAGACAUGGUGGCCAAAUAUCACUCAAGGAGAAGUAUGUAACUGUAGUAUUGUAUACAAUUCUAGAAGGAAUAUUUUGGAGGUCUCUUUCACGGGAUCCAAGUUAGGUGCUGGGAAUGAAACUACUCAGCAACUUUCAUACCACGUUAAUAUCAGAGAUCAAUUACCAAAGUCAGUUAUCGUUGGCAUAUCAGCUGCGACAGGAGGAUAUGCUGAGGAACAUACCUUGCUCUCAUGGUCAUUUAGCACAAGUACAAGCCCCCCACCAAGUGUGGUUAAUUCAACGAAGAAAUGCAAGUUAAUUAGUUCAAUAAUGUUGGAGGGAAUUGUAAUUGGUACAGUUUUGUUUUUUAUUCUGUUAGGGUUGGUGUAUAUUUUGUUAAGAAGGAUGAACAAAGGAAAAGAAAAGCGCACUUCUCAUCUGAAGAUGGAUGAUGACUUCCACGAGAGAACUACAGAGAUCAGCUAUCAUGAAUUGGCCGCUGCAACCAACAACUUUAAAGAGACACAUAAACUAGGCCAAGGUAGCUUGGGCUGUGUUUAUAAAGGCUAUUUCGAAUACUUGAACUCAUAUGUUGCGAUAAAGAAGAUAUCAGCAGGUUCACCACAGGGUUUGAAGGAAUAUGCAGCAGAAGUGACGAUCGUUAGCCAAUUGAGGCACAGGAAUUUGAUGAAACUCACCGGUUGGUGCCACAAGAAGAAUGAUCUCUUCUUAAUAUACGAGUACAUGCCAAAUGGCAGCUUGGAUUCUUGUCUUUUUGGUGGAGAGAAGUUCUUGUCAUGGAAAAUGAGGUACAAUAUAGCUCUUGGCUUGGCAUCAGCAUUGCUUUACCUUCAGGAAGAAUGGGAGAAAUGUGUGCUUCACAGGGACAUCAAAUCAAGCAACAUAUUGCUGGACUCCAACUUCAACCCUAAGCUUGGGGACUUUAGCCAGGCAAGGCUGGUGGAUCAUGAUAAAGGGUCAGAAACGACGGAUGUUGCUGGGACCAUGGGUUACAUAGCUCCUGAAUGUAUGAACACAGGCCAGGCUCGAAAGGAAUCUGAUAUAUUCAGUUUUGGAAUUGUUGUGUUGGAGAUAGCCACUGGAAGAAAAGCCGUUCAACGUGAAGACAUGGAGGGUGAAGUAUCGGUUGUUGAGUGGGUAUGGGGGCUGUAUGGAUUGAGGAAUCUCCUUGCAGCAGUAGAUCCAAAGCUGCACGGGGAAUUUGAUGUGCAGCAAAUGGAAUGCUUAGUGGUUGUUGGUCUUUGGUGUGCUAAUCCAGAUUUUGAAUGCAGACCAACCAUAAGGCAAGUGAUGAAGGUGCUUAAGUUUGAAGCUUCUUUGCCAAUUCUCUCACAGCAGAUCCCAUGCAAGCCUCUUUCUGUCCAAUAA
Vigna radiata var. radiata (mung bean) is the source of this 1911-nucleotide messenger RNA. Its product is annotated as L-type lectin-domain containing receptor kinase IX.1-like. Lineage: Eukaryota; Viridiplantae; Streptophyta; Magnoliopsida; Fabales; Fabaceae. Gene Ontology annotation, cellular component: plasma membrane. The transcript has a single exon. The coding region runs from base 1 to 1911 and encodes 636 amino acids. Gene Ontology annotation, molecular function: carbohydrate binding; protein kinase activity; ATP binding. Gene Ontology annotation, biological process: protein phosphorylation. The record is from RefSeq and is a predicted model, not a curated record.